Molecule: messenger RNA, 3013 nt
Organism: Dreissena polymorpha
Lineage: Eukaryota; Metazoa; Mollusca; Bivalvia; Myida; Dreissenidae
Product: metalloprotease mig-17-like
Exons: 10
Coding region: 211-2274 (687 amino acids)
Biological process (GO): proteolysis
Molecular function (GO): metalloendopeptidase activity
Source: RefSeq, a predicted model, not a curated record
UUUUUGCACUAUGAAGCAGAAAUUGACCAUGCUGUUCAGCAUGUAACAAAGAACAUAUUAUUUUAGUGGCUUUACAAUAUUUAACGCUCCCAAAUGUUUUGCAAUCUGUCCAAGUGUUUCUUUUUUGGAAUUAUUAUUAGCCUUGUGGAUACUUCUGAUGGACAAGUACAUCCGAAUCCAUUUAUUUAGACAAACAACCUGAAUUGGGGAAUGGGAAAAGACGAAAAGAAAGUUUUAACCAAAUAUUACCGAUUUAAUGGUAUGAUAUCAGUGCAGCGAUUUAUUUCAGAGGAUUUCGUCACAAUUCAUAAAAGAGAGGAUGCCGCCACCAUCCAUACAGAAGAUAGAAUUACAAACAGUAUUUCAAAAAAUAAUGUCAACAUUCGAAUAACCGAUGAACACGUCACAACACCUCCAUUAACAGAUACUGACGUACCUACACACAAACCUGAGGCCGACGUCUCGAUCAUUAAUGCUGAGGAUAUCGCCACAGCCAAUAUAACGGUAGAUGGCAUCACAAACCCUUUUACAGAGGCAGACGAAACAACCCCUGAAAUAGAGGGUAACAUCAAAAUCCCUGUCUUCAUAGCAGAUGACAUCACAACUCUUCUCGCAGAGUUUGAUGCCCCAACUAGUACUACAAAGGAUGACAUCAUAAACCGUAUAACACAAGGUUACGUCACAGCCCCUAAAGUAGAGGAUAACGUCAAAAAUCCUUUUUCAACAGAGAAUACUGUCACAAUUGCAGAGGAUGACGUCACAAUAAGUAUAACAGAGGAAGAUGUCACAACACUUAGUACUGAAGAUGACGUCAAAAACCAUAUUGCAGAGGACGACGUCGCGGACCAGAACAUCGUGGAACUGCUGUUUUGUGCAGAUGCCUCCGUCUAUCGACAUUUCCUGGCCAUGAAAGGCAACGAUUCGGCAGCUGUGGUCGCCAUCCAUGACUAUACAAGGGCCCUGGCUAAUGAGAUUGACGUCGCAUUUGGAAUAGUUAGCCAGGUCGAUCCUACGUUCAACUUGUCCAUUUUCCUGGUUGAUACCAUCAUCGCUAAGAGUGAUAAAGACGCGUCAUGGUCGAGGGACAGCCAGGCGACAGUCAAUAACGUGACCUACAUAGACAAUAAACGGAAACCCCUGGAUUUAUUUUUGGAAUGGCGUCUCGUCAACUUCUGGCUUUUCCGACUUCUACCGCCGCACGAUCAUGCCAUGGCUAUCACAAUGUUACCGAUGAUUAAUAUUCCUGAUCCCAAUGUUAAUCCGGAAACCCCUACAGUGGAAGGUGUUGCGUACUUUGGCCGGAUGUGUACAUGGAAGCAAAUCUCGUUAGUGCGCCUAAACUCCGGACACUUCAGUAUAACGGCCGCGCACGAGAUUGCGCACAACCUGGGCGCCAAUCAUGACUCCGAGGUCAACUGCACCCACUCGGAUUUCAAUAUGAUGGCCGGUACCCGACGGACCCUUGUAAGCGCCGACCUCGCAUCGCAGCAAUGGCGCUUCUCAAACUGCAGCGUCUCUGAUAUGAAGCAGUUCGUGAGUAGCUUAAAGAACAAAUGCUUACGGAAUCACAACUUUAGAGCAUCUGAGUACCGAAAGAGGCUUCAGGGGCCGCUUCCGGGGGAAGUUAUCUCGCUGGACGACCAGUGUCGGAUAAAGAAAGGAGUUAACUCGUACUCUUGUCAGACGAGGCUACAUUCAUCGGCCUGCCACCACGGGUUCCACUGCAGCGGGGAGAAGGGCUGCAACCUGACGAUAUACGACUACCUGUUUGGCUCCUUGUUCGUCUAUCCGUUCACUGGGACCCCGUGUUCAAGGGAUCCGAAUAUGUGGUGUUUUAAGGGUCAAUGCGUUAUGAAGCCAUUUACUGAUGUCACCAAUGUGUUGCUUUCAACUGGCGUCAUCUCUGAAGAGGACGACGACGAUGAAACUCUCACCUUCGUUGACGUCAUUCGCGUAUAUCUGACAAAUGAAGUCGGUCAUAGCGGUACUACGAAUGUAAUAAUUGGUACUACGGGUUCUUCGGGUGUUUAUACUGGUACUUCGGCUAUAAUGAGCGAAGCGUCGUCAGUGUCCGCAUCGCAAAAUAAAGCCACCACGGUGACGAAAACAAAGUCAACACAGACUCCAACAGUAACUGAAAGCAUACAAUCGUUGUCAACAGACGAAACGUCCUUCGCAACACUCUACAAUCCCGUAGAGACCCAAACGCACGCAUCAACAUCUCGAGUUUCCUUAAGACCGUCAACUUCAUAUUUUGAACUAGUAUCGCCAUAAAAACCAUCAAGAGCCAUUGAUACUUCUUCAUUAUCGGGCCAGGAAUCUAUCAGGUCGUCAACAUAAUUAUAAUACCAUAUAAGAUUCAACCAAAACGAUCCAUACAUUAGAUUGGUAUGGUCCAAUAUCUUCUACAACAGCAAUAAAGUCUACCAAAGGUUUACCAAAAGAUAAAAAAUAUUUGAGUUAACCAUGUCAUCUAAAUUGCGAUGUUGGCCGCGUAAUCAUGUGAACGUCAUGAUUAACCAUGUUGUUAACCAUGUUAACAACUUCAUGAACAGCUAAGGAAUCAACGAUAACGAUAAAUAGAGCAUUCGCGUAUUUAAAUACCUAAUGAAAUAGGUUGUCAAAAUGGAACAUAACGACGUCAACGUCAGCCAUGGUUAAAUUUAAAAAUAUCUUCGGCCAAGAUAACUACAGAACAGAAAGCGAAAGUAACUUCAUCAAAUAAAAUAAGGUUAAACAGGGUACCACUUAAAAACUUUACUGCAUCAUUUUUGUGUUAUCCAAAGAUAUAAUAACUAGAAACAGUAUACAUGUUACAGUAAACGGAAGAGCGUACGGUGCUGACAGAAGAAAUUACGAUGUGCAAGUCAACUCAUGAGUAUAUAUGUCAUUGAAAUCGGACAUGACAAUACUGCGAUAUCCAAUAUUAUCAAUAUAGAUGUUAAAACUUAUAUGUUUUGUAUUCCCUUUUUUUUCUACAUUGUAUUAAAAAAUAUUAUUCUGUUAAAUUAUG